Molecule: messenger RNA, 4289 nt
Organism: Exophiala mesophila
Lineage: Eukaryota; Fungi; Ascomycota; Eurotiomycetes; Chaetothyriales; Herpotrichiellaceae
Exons: 2
Coding region: 123-4088 (1321 amino acids)
Biological process (GO): intracellular calcium ion homeostasis
Cellular component (GO): endoplasmic reticulum membrane
Molecular function (GO): ATP hydrolysis activity; P-type ion transporter activity; ATP binding
Source: RefSeq, a predicted model, not a curated record
CUUACUCUGAGCAGUCAAGGACACCCUGUUCAUGCACUCGUCGCCGUCGCCUCCGCCUCCGGAGUGAUAAAUCUUUCGCCUCGUUCGUCUUUCUAUCGCUGAGCUCUUCAUUGACGCUCAUCAUGGCGACGACUUCUGCGAAACUUGUGGAUAACGACCAAGUGCUGUCUGCCAGCCUACACAAUCCUCUUCCCAUAUAUCUCAAGACCUAUGUAUGGCCAUUCACGAUACUCUGGCCUAUCUUCCUCGCCUUCUAUCUCGACGAAGAUCGCUAUGACGAAUACAUUGACGGUCAAGAAUGGACAUUUGUCUGGGUGGCCACCAUCACCACUCUUCAGUCCUUAGCCUGGCUGGCCACCAAAUGGAACGUCAACAUCAGGACCGCUUUCACAACCUCAAAAGCCAGCAGGGUCCAGGAUGCUGAAUUGAUCAAGGUCAUCCCUAUCGUCAACUCGGGCUCUCCCGCUAUUGUCAAACUUGAGCGGGAAGAAGAUGGCAGAAUUUCCUUCUUGUUUCAGAAGAGAAGAUUCCUUUAUAAUCCAGACAAAGGCACGUUUGCCACUUUGGCUUAUGCAUUGGACGCAGAUGAAAAACCUUUCCUGCGAGACUUCCAACAGAGUCAAGGCUUGUCCACCGAGAAAGACGUCGAAAAGGUUCAAAAACAUUAUGGCGAUAAUACCUUUGACAUUCCCGUUCCUGGAUUCGUCGAACUCUGGAAGGAGCACGCGGUCGCUCCCUUCUUCAUCUUCCAGGUAUUUUGUGUCGGUCUAUGGCUACUGGAUGACUAUUGGUACUAUUCCUUGUUCACCUUGUUCAUGCUGGUCGCAUUUGAAAGCACCGUCGUUUGGCAAAGACAGCGCACUCUAACCGAAUUUCGAGGCAUGGGCAUUAAGCCUUACGACAUCUGGGUCUACCGUGUCAAGAAAUGGAUUGAGAUCAAGAGUGACAAACUGCUCCCUGGCGAUCUCGUCUCCCUGGGUCGGACCAACGAAGACUCUGGUGUUGCCUGCGAUAUGCUACUCAUCGAGGGAACUGCCAUUGUUAACGAGGCCAUGUUGUCUGGUGAAAGUACCCCACUGCUAAAAGAAUCAGUCUUGCUUCGCCCAGGAGAUAGCCGAAUUGACCCUGAGGGUAUCGACAAAGGUGCUUUUGUUUACGGUGGCACCAAGGUCCUUCAGAUCACCCAUCCUCCAACAGGUGAAGAUUCUUCUGACCCCACCUCUCUUCUCAAAUCUGGUGUCCGACCUCCUCCGGACAAAGGUGCCCUUGCUAUUGUCACCAAGACAGGUUUUGAGACGAGCCAGGGUAGUCUCGUACGAACCAUGAUCUUCUCGACAGAACGUGUCUCAGCCAACAACGCCGAGGCUCUGUGGUUCAUCCUAUUCCUGCUUGUUUUCGCACUUGCAGCGUCUGGCUACGUCUGGCAAGAGGGCGUCAAAAACAACCGAAAACGAUCCAAGCUACUCCUAGACUGCAUCUUGAUUGUCACCAGUGUCGUACCACCCGAACUACCGAUGGAACUUUCAUUAGCUGUCAACACCAGUCUUGCAGCCUUGAGCAAGUUUGCAAUCUUUUGUACGGAGCCCUUCCGCAUCCCAUUCGCCGGCCGUGUCGAUGUUGCCUGUUUCGAUAAAACUGGCACACUGACUGGCGAGGACUUGGUUGUUGAAGGAAUCGCCGGUCUAGGACUUGGAAAGUCUGGUGUGCAGGCCGAAGCUGAUGGUGCACAGUCUACCAUUACCAAAGUUCCCGAAGUUAGCAUUCAUACCACUCUUGUCUUGGCCACUGCUCAUGCUCUUGUCAAAUUGGAUGAAGGAGAUAUCGUCGGAGAUCCUAUGGAAAAGGCCACUUUGACUGCUCUCAACUGGACCCUUGGACAUAACGACAUCUUGAUCAGCACACCACCGCCAAAGUCCAAGAAACCAAAGCCCUUCUCCACUGCCGGGGCUUCACAUAUUGUCCAGAUCAAGCGUCGUUUCCAAUUCUCAUCUGCACUGAAACGCCAGAGUUCCGUCGCCUAUGUUGCUGUCACUGACCCAUCCACCGGACGCAAAGUCAAAGGUACUUACGUUGGUGUCAAGGGUGCACCGGAAACCAUUCAAAAGAUGCUUGUUUCACCCCCGCCUCACUACGAAGAAACCUUUAAAUACUUCACCCGAAACGGUGCCAGAGUUCUCGCUCUUGCCUACAAGUACCUUUCGACAGAAGCAGAGCUUGGCCAGAAGCGCAUCAACGAUCUCAAACGAGAAGAAGUCGAAAGUCAACUUCACUUCGCCGGCUUCUUGGUCUUGCAGACUCCUCUCAAGGAAGACGCCAUCAAGGCAGUGCAGAUGCUCAACGAAAGCAGUCAUCGCGUUGUCAUGAUCACUGGUGAUAAUCCUCUUACUGCUGUUCACGUUGCCAGACAGGUUGAGAUUGUCGAUCGUGAUACCUUGAUUCUUGACGCCCCCGAGCAUGACGACUCUGGCACCAAAUUGGUCUGGAGAAGUGUCGAUGAGAAGACUAUCAUUCCUGUGGACCCAACAAAAGAGCUCGAUCCAAAGAUUCUAGAUUCAAAGGAUCUCUGUGUAACAGGCUAUGCCCUGACCAAGUUCACUGGACAGGUCGGUUUCCUUCAGCUACUUCGCUACACCUGGGUGUAUGCUCGAGUUUCGCCCAAACAAAAGGAAGAGAUCUUGAUCGGUCUCAAGGACUUGGGCUACACAACACUCAUGUGUGGUGAUGGUACCAACGACGUUGGCGCUCUCAAACAAGCUCACAUUGGUGUUGCCUUGCUUAACGGCUCUCAGGAUGAUCUCAAUCGCAUUGGCGAACAUUUCAGGACAACAAAGAUGAAAGAGAUCUACGAGAAGCAAGUUGCGAUGAUGAAAAGAUUCAACCAGCCAGCUCCACCCGUUCCUGUCGGAAUUGCGCAUCUUUACCCUCAAGGGCCGAGUAACCCUCACUACGAGAAAGCUGUCAAAGCUCUUGCUGAGCGGCGAGGAAUCAAGCUUGAGAAUGGAGAAGGUGAAAAUGGUGUCAUUGAGACCAUCACCUCUCCCGGCGCUGCUGCACUGCAGCAAUCCAAUGCCAAUUUGACCCCUCAACAACGCCGACAACAAGAAGCGUCUCAGAAAGCCGCUGGAUGGGCAGACAAAUUCACGGCAACAAUGAUGGAAAACGAACUCGAUGAUAAUGAACCACCAACCAUCAAACUCGGCGACGCAUCAGCUGCUGCACCAUUUACGAGCAAGCUGGCCAAUGUUAUUGCCAUCCCCAACAUCAUUCGACAAGGCAGAUGUACACUCGUUGCAACAAUUCAGAUGUACAAGAUUCUUGCCCUAAACUGUCUUAUCAGUGCUUACAGUUUAUCGGUCAUCUAUCUUUCCGGUAUCAAAUUCGGUGACGGUCAAGUGACCAUUUCUGGAAUGCUCAUGUCGGUUUGUUUCUUAUCCAUCUCUCGGGCCAGACCUGUCGAAGCUCUAUCACGAGAACGACCACAACCCAACAUUCUCAAUGCCUACAUUCUUGGCUCGGUCCUAGCUCAAUUCGCCAUUCAUUGUGGAACUUUGAUCUAUCUCUCCAAUGUCGUGUACUCACUUGUACCACCUUCAGAUGAAGUUGACCUUGAGGGCGAAUUCGAGCCAUCGCUUCUCAACAGCGCCGUCUACCUGAUGCAGCUGAUCCAGCAAGUUUCCACCUUUGCCAUCAAUUAUCAAGGCCGCCCAUUCCGUGAAAGCAUCCGCGAGAACCGCGGAAUGUACUGGGGACUUCUCGCUUGUUCAUUCGUCGCAUUCGCAGGCAGCACCGAGUUCAUUCCUGAACUGAACGACAAACUCCGUCUCGUUCCAUUUUCAAGCGAAUUCAAAUGGACACUCACCUCGUUGAUGAUCAUCGACUUCUGCGGCUGUUGGGUGGUGGAACAAGUCUUCAAACACAUGUUCAGCGACUUUCGACCAAAAGAUAUUGCCAACAAGAGACCCGAUCAAGUUGCAAGAGACGAUCAAAGAAGGAAAGCGGCCAUGGAAAAGGCCGAGCAAGAGAGAAUUGCCGAGAUUGAGAAAAAGAGAGGCGUUGCCAACAGUCAGGCACCUGCUAAGCGUAGAUAGAUAGAUGGUCAAUCAGGACCUGUCAGUGCGAGUGUGAGUGUGAGUGAUGUUACACUUUUUCUCGCCAUUCUUCCCGUGUCUUUAGCUGCAUACAGAUAGAAAUCAAAUUGGCGUUGGGUUAUGAGAUUUGAGAUUCUAUGACAAAGUCAUGUUAUUCUUGUAUGUAAAUGCAUUCGACUCUGCAAGACAUGUAUAUGUGUG